Messenger RNA from Odontomachus brunneus, 1029 nucleotides. RefSeq lists its product as uncharacterized. Gene Ontology annotation, biological process: sensory perception of smell. The transcript is spliced from 3 exons. Gene Ontology annotation, cellular component: membrane. Gene Ontology annotation, molecular function: olfactory receptor activity; odorant binding. The coding region runs from base 143 to 667 and encodes 174 amino acids. Lineage: Eukaryota; Metazoa; Arthropoda; Insecta; Hymenoptera; Formicidae. The record is from RefSeq and is a predicted model, not a curated record.
CUGGUGAACAGUCUGAUCUUCGUAAAACUGAUCAACUAUUUCUUUAAUAAGUAUAAAGUCCGUUCAUUAUGUUCCGCUGUCAAACAUUACAGCCUGCCAGGCAUUCUGUGAUCGUAAACCGAACGAAUUCUUCGAGCUACAGAUGAGGGAGCUUCUGGAGCAGGUCGAGGAGACCUGGAAGAUAAUCCAAGUGGGUCCACGUAAUGAAAUAUUGCGGAGCUACGCGGAACAAAGCAAAACCUACACGAUAAGAUACGCGUUGGUUUUUUACUUGGUGUGGCUCUUUUAUUGUACGACGCCGCUCGUCGUCAGCUGGACAUACGAACUUCUACCGAUGAAUGUGACCUACACGGCCAGAUUCCUUUAUCGUUUAGAGCACGUUUGCGAUGUGGACAAAUACUUCAGUCUGCUGAUGCUUCACGCCUUCAUCAGCGUAUUCUACAUAGUGGCAGUGCCGAUCGCGAUCGACACGUUGUUUAUACUUUGCAUCCAGCAUGCCUGCGCGUUGUUUGAGAUCAUACAGUACGACAUGACGCGCAUACAAGGCUCGGAUUUUGCGACCUCUGAGCCGGACAUUGUGAACGACGAACAAUAUCAUAAAAUAAUUGACUGUAUCAGAUUGCACAAAUACGUGCUCAAGUUAGUGUCACUUGGAUGUACUCUUUAGUUAUGCACACUUAUCUCGCAUUCUCGAGGAAAGUUUUCUUUCCCUUAUUUUUCUAUACAUUUGAUUUAUCAAGUAACAAUUGCAAGUUAUUCGGAUUUCGACAGCUUCGAAUAAUGAGGCAAAUAAACAGGGAUGACUGUACUUUAUAUAAUUUUCGUACGACAUUUAUGAGCUCCGGAGCAAUUUAACCCUUCGCGUACAAUUAUACAUUUUAGAAUGUCGAUCUAAGUCUGUUAGAGCUGAGCAACUUUGAAUCACCGUAACUUCGGUGAAAAUUGAUAUUUUAAGACACAUUUCUUUUCAGAGAUGUAGAAAAACCUUAGCUAUAAGAUAGCGCAAUAAAAUCAAAAUCUGUAAACAGA